AUGGCUCCCCCAGAAGCAACUCAGAACACGCCGCUCGCGCCGUCAGUCGAGAAGGCCUACUAUCGCAAGUGCAUCGAGCUCAAGCGCCGCUUGAACGACGUCGAAGAAGCCAACGAUGCCGCUCGUCAGCGCAAGGCUCGUCUGAACAGGGCAAUCAUGAAGAUGCGCCUCGAACGCGCCUUCCUGCUCGAACAGCUCGCGAAGCGUCUACAGAACACGUCCGACGGCCCGGAAAAGACCACCAUCAACACCACCAACAGCGACUAG
Messenger RNA from Aureobasidium subglaciale EXF-2481, 267 nucleotides. RefSeq lists its product as uncharacterized. The transcript is spliced from 2 exons. The coding region runs from base 1 to 267 and encodes 88 amino acids. NCBI's taxonomy places the organism in Eukaryota, Fungi, Ascomycota, Dothideomycetes, Dothideales, Saccotheciaceae. The record is from RefSeq and is a predicted model, not a curated record.